Molecule: messenger RNA, 3356 nt
Organism: Pseudopipra pipra
Lineage: Eukaryota; Metazoa; Chordata; Aves; Passeriformes; Pipridae
Gene: WT1
Product: WT1 transcription factor
Exons: 12
Coding region: 1504-2124 (206 amino acids)
Biological process (GO): regulation of transcription by RNA polymerase II
Cellular component (GO): nucleus
Molecular function (GO): DNA-binding transcription factor activity, RNA polymerase II-specific; RNA polymerase II cis-regulatory region sequence-specific DNA binding
Source: RefSeq, a predicted model, not a curated record
UGCUGCGGCCCAGCCGCGGCACCCACUGCCCCCCUUCUCUCGUUAGCAGUUUAAGUGCGUUCCUAGUGUUUUUUCCUGGGACGGGAUGAAUAACAAGACUUCGUUUAGGCGUGUCGGGAGCGAAAGGCGGUCGGACCAGAUGCCGGUCCCCUGAUCAUUACUUUGCCUCAGCCCCUGAGCUCGCACUUGCAGUUAAAAAGUGGCGAGCCGCCGCUCGGUGUUGCCGGUGUGUCCCACCUGUGUUCUCCCUAAAGAAAUUUCCCGUUCGGCUCAGGAAGACCCCCACGAACAUAGGUUGACUUUCCCCGUGUUGCAAAGGCUAAAAUGAAAACAAAGAAAAUUGUAAAAUCGCUGAGGUCGGAUCCAAGAUCACCAUGACCAAGCAGUGACCCAGCACUGCCGUGUUUACCUCUGAACCGUGUCCCCAGGCACCACAUGCAGGUGUUUUUUGGACACUUCCAGUGAUGGUGACUCCACCACUUCCCAUUCCGGUACCUGGCCGCCCUUUCAGUGAAGAAGUGUUUCAUAAUAUCCAAUCUAAACCUGCCCUGGUGCAACUUGAGGCUGUUUCCUCUUGUCCUGCCCCCUGCUACCUGGGAGAAGAGGCAGACAUCCACCUCACUGCCACCUCCUUCCAGGUUGUUGGUCACACCUCUCAGUGCCUUCCUGGUGUUGCCUCUGUUUAGCAAAGAGAGACUGCUCUGCUGUCAAUGAAACACUCAGCCCCAGUUUUACCAGUGAGAUUUGAGAUAUAAAUAUGGAAAGACAACUAAAAAGGGGCCAUAAGCACAAUACUUGGUGUUCUCAGUGGUUUGUAUUUAGAAAUUCAGAGACUCAUCGAGUAUCAACGACAGCCUUGGAGUUUUCAGAGGGGUUUGCCAAUAUAUUGGAAGGCAAACCACAGAGAGAGAGGGAGCCUAAAGAAGUGAUAUUCCGCCCUGCGUGCUUUGAACGUGGUGACUGAAGAAAACAAAGUCCUUCAGAUCUCUCUGGGACUAAAGGGAAACUGCUAAAAUACCCUUUGAGCCUCUUCUUGCAAGACAUAUCAGAGAUCUCAGGGGAAGCUUGUUGUCCUUCUUCUUCCAGCCAAGUUCCAUAGUCAGAGGAACUCUGGAUAACUUCUAAUUUACCCGUUGAAUCUUAAAACAUCGCUUCAAAAUUGGCGAUGCUGGCGGUAACCUUUGAUGCCGCGGCGGGAAGGAAACACCGAAAGUGCACAUUAUCACCGGGAAGACAAGAGGGUCGGUCUGUCCUGCGGCAGGUUACAGCACCGUGGCGUUUGACGGGACCCCCAGCUAUGGCCACACGCCGUCUCACCCCGCCGCUCAGUUUACGAACCACUCCUUCAAACACGAGGACCCCAUCAGCCAGCAGCCCUCCCUAGGGGACCAGCAAUACUCGGUGCCUCCCCCGGUGUACGGCUGUCACACCCCCACCGACAGCUGCACGGGCAGCCAGGCCCUGCUCCUCCGGGCCCCCUACAACAGUGACAAUUUAUACCAAAUGACCUCGCAGCUUGAAUGCAUGACAUGGAAUCAAAUGAACUUGGGAUCCACACUGAAGGGCCAUACAGCAGGAUAUGAAAAUGAGAACCACAGUGCUCCCAUGUUAUACAGCUGUGGGGCCCAAUACAGAAUACACACCCAUGGAGUUUUCAGAGGCAUACAAGAUGUCCGGCGGGUGCCAGGAGUCGCUCCAACCAUUGUCCGAUCGGCGAGUGAGACGAAUGAGAAGCGUCCCUUCAUGUGUGCCUACCCGGGCUGUAACAAGAGAUACUUCAAGUUGUCCCACUUGCAGAUGCACAGCAGAAAGCACACUGGUGAAAAACCUUAUCAGUGUGAUUUUAAGGACUGUGAACGAAGAUUUUCUCGUUCAGACCAACUCAAACGCCACCAAAGACGACACACAGGCGUGAAGCCCUUCCAGUGUAAAACCUGUCAGAGAAAGUUCUCCAGAUCUGAUCAUCUGAAGACUCAUACCAGGACUCAUACAGGUAAAACAAGUGAAAAGCCUUUCAGUUGCCGGUGGCCCAGCUGUCAAAAAAAAUUUGCCAGGUCUGAUGAAUUAGUUCGUCAUCACAACAUGCACCAGAGGAACAUGACUAAGCUGCAGUUGGCCCUUUAGACAGUUCAAACAAGUGAAUAAACCAGAUGGGACAUUAUGAGCUACUGCAAACUUUGUCAGCCAUCUUCGAUCACCUCUGUCAGAGAGCUGCAGCUGUCUUCGCAUCCCAUUUGACACAAGUUAACUAAACCGUAGGAUUCUGCUCAGCCUUGUCUUCCAUUUGGAGUUACACAAGUUCCUACUCAAUAAGUUCAAGAGAUUUUUACCUGUGGUUUUGUUAAAAAGUAAGCAAGAUUGCCUCAGUUUCAAGAUUACCAUAAGCUGUUCUUAGCUUCAUGUCUGUCUCCAUUUUUUUGUGUUAUCCUCACUUGAACUUUUCCAGGUACAAAUUGUUGUACCUUUUUAAGUCCUGCAGUGGAUAGGGUGAUUCCUCCCUGUUGAAGGUUAGUUCUAUGCUUACAUCAUCUGUGCACAUGCUGAGGUUUCCAAAUGCUGGUACAUCUAUCCUCAGAAAAUGAGACAGAACAGUCACCUGAGAUACUUUUGGUAAACUUUGUACUUGUACUGCCAAAGGGCAGGCUUUUAAAGUUGGAAGCUCUGCUUUUGAAUUUCACAAAUCAAACCUUUUUUUAAAGGAUGUCUUUCUAGAGCAGCUAAAGCUGGAUGAACCAGAGCCUCUCUGUACAGAAAAUAAGAAUCUUACCAUUAAGUUAACUUGUUUUUUAAAUAAUCACAUAAUUGAUCUCUCAAAACUGUUUUGUUUGUCAAUUAACUCUCUCCCUUUCUCUCUCUCUUUUUAAUGUAUUUGUUUAAAUUUAUUCUAUCAUAGAUCUCCUUUACACAAAACUAAUUCUGAUCAUUGUAGACAUUUGGGAUUUGUUUACAAUGUAAAGCCACACUGGUUAUGUGGCUCACAAGCUGUAUAAACUUAAAACUGAACUUUUAAUGGGGCUGGUCCAGGAUCUCCAUUAACAGAUUACUCUUAAGAUAAGUAACUUAAAAAGACUCUUUGUCAAGUAUAUGUGAAAAAGACAUUAUUAGUGUAAGGAAAUAUAUUAUUUCAGGGUUUUGGGAGGAGGGGUUUAUUAUUUACUUUUCAUUGCUUGAAAUUGUGUGUAUAUAUAUAUAUCUGAUAAUGUAUUGCUCUUAGACAUCUCCAGUUAGAAAGUGUAUAAAUAUUAGAAGCAUCACUGUUCUGAUGUUGUUGCUGUUAAAAACUAUGGAUAACACUAAGAAUGUAACCUGCAUUUUUCACUGAGCUUUCAAUUAAAGCCCAUUCAAAGAGAAACAAA